AUGACUGCAAACUCGGAUGAAAGCAAGCAGCCUCCUCUGACGGCGAUGGAUGCAGGGCUUACCACCAUUUCUAUUGGCAAGCUCCUGGCGGGCGAUCCGGCCACGACUAUGAAGCUACUGGAUGCAAGCACAGAUCUAGGCUUCUUCUAUGUCGAUAUCCGCGAUCACCCGUCGGGAGAUCUUGAGCAAAAGAUUGACCAAGUGAAGCAAAUUGCUCUCGAGUUUUUUAGCCUGCAGCAAGAGCAGAAGGAUGCAUGGGAGGUUAACAAGGACCACGAAGAUGGCAAAGAAACCAUCAUGGGAUAUAAGCCUGCCGGCAUACAGACUGGACCUGUGGCAGGUAAGAAGGAUGGGUUUGAGGGAUUUCUUAUUUUCCAGCACGCCUUGAGUGUCGCUUCACGCGAGAGCCCCAUCCAUGGACCCAAGAUGUUCCAGGAGAACCGUGAGCUUGUCGAGUCCAUCAACACGCAUUUGGCUCACAUGGGCCGUCAUAUCCUCGACAGCUUGUCUUGCUCUCUCGAGUAUGCAGCUGAGAAGAAUUUGGCACUCCACCACCGGGAAAACCGGCCCUCGACUACAGCGUUGGGCCUGCUCAAAUAUUUACCCUACACGCCCGAGUCUGACAAGGUCGGCCACAUCCCGCACACUGACAUUGGCAGCCUAUCCAUGGUCUUUUCUGACGUCGGUGGACUGCAAGUCUACCACCCGCGCAACAAGACAUGGAUGUUUAUCGAGCCGCGCCCUGGCCAUACGGUUUGCAAUAUUGGCGACUCUGUGGAAUUUCUGUCCCAAAAGGUGUUGCGCUCGUCCUUGCAUCGAGUCAUCCCGCAUCCCGCACACAAGGACGAGGUCAAAUUGACCGUCGUCUAUCUGAUGCGUCCAGAGACAGACACCGUCUUUGUCGGCCGCGAUGGAGAGGAGUGGAAGAGCGUGGACUGGCACAACAGGAAAAACAGGCUGUUUGCGAAGGAGAUGGAAUCACAGGCUCGCGAUUAUACCCUGACAGGACGUAACAUUAGUGACGACCUGUGGGACGAGCGCUAA
Messenger RNA from Cordyceps militaris CM01, 1044 nucleotides. RefSeq names its product gibberellin 3-beta hydroxylase, putative. The coding region runs from base 1 to 1044 and encodes 347 amino acids. NCBI's taxonomy places the organism in Eukaryota, Fungi, Ascomycota, Sordariomycetes, Hypocreales, Cordycipitaceae. The record is from RefSeq and is a predicted model, not a curated record. Gene Ontology annotation, molecular function: dioxygenase activity. The transcript is spliced from 3 exons.